AUGGUGGACUAUGUGCAAGGAUCUGGAACCGGCUCUUGUGGGUUACCUGGUAGCUCAGGAACCACCGGUGGUGCCAUAAAAAUAUCUGGUGUUGGCAUGGUGAAAGACGGUGGUUCUGGAGGAGGAAGAAAAAUGUCUGGUGUUGGUGUGGUGAAGGAUGGUGGUUGUUCUGGAACCAUAGGAGGAGGAAAUAAAAUGUCUGGUGUUGAUGGAGGUGGUGAUGAAAAUGAGAAUGGAUCUUGUGGGGUCCAAAAAGUAGGAACAAGUGGUGGUGGAAUAGAAGUGUCUGGUGGGUUAGUUAUGAUGGAAAUAGGAGGAGGUGAUAGCCAUGGAAAAGUUGGUAUUUCUGGCAACGGAGGAGGAAUGACAAGAGGUGGUGGAAUUACCAAUGGUGGUAGUAGUGGCAUAUUAAAUGAAGGCGGUGGCGAUGGGACUAAUGGUGGAGGUGGUGAUGGAGAGGGUGAUGGAAUCGGUGGUAAUGGAAACCAUGGAAAAGUAACAGGAGGUGGUAAUGGACAACAGGGCAAAUUAACAGGCGGUGGUAAUGGACAACAGGGUGCAACAGGUGGUGGUAACGGACAACAGGGUGCAACAGGUGGUGGUGGACAAACAGGCGGUGGUGGUGAUGGUGGUGGUGGAGGAGGAGGACAUGCAGGAGGAGGAGGUGGUGGUGGUGGUGGAGGUGAAUGUUGA
Molecule: messenger RNA, 693 nt
Organism: Cicer arietinum (chickpea)
Lineage: Eukaryota; Viridiplantae; Streptophyta; Magnoliopsida; Fabales; Fabaceae
Source: RefSeq, a predicted model, not a curated record